AUUUGACUGAAAUGACUCAAAACAGCUUGACCUCUUUUGUAUUCUGAACAAGAAGAAGUAAUAGAUGUAGAAAACAAGAGAACAGAAAGAACUCCAAGACUGAAAGAACUCUAAGACUGAAAGAACUCUAUCCUGUAUCCAGAGUGAUGCAAGCUGCACCACAAAUUUUACCUCAACAAUCUACUGUUACACCCUUCUCAACUGAUGACCAUCCGUGUACAAAAUCCUCAUUGACCGUGGGCUCCAGAAAACGCCGGAACAUAUUUACAAUCAUAAGAAAUAUCCAUCACCAGAAUGCUGCUGUUACUGUGGAUACUGAAGAACAUCAAGCCCCAACUUGCUCAUCCACACAAACACCACAAAACAAAAGAAAAGCUAAAUGUGGUGAUGGUUCACCUUCAGAAGAGGACGAGGAAAAGUCAUCACUGAGGAGGGUUAAGGUAGUUUCUAAAAGAAGCAGACAGAGCUCACCUUUCUUGAGAAAUAAGUUUCGGAGGGGCACUCUUCUCCCAGUGGAUGCUGCACAAUGUGACUUCACAGAUAAAAGUUAUAAAGGAAAACCACAAGACAACCUAGAAGUGGUAGCUCAAUGUUCUGAUGGUGCAGCUUUGCCAGUGGACAAGGGGAAAGGAGCAGUGAAAAUGGUGGAGGCAACAUCGAAAAAACGAAGAUGUGUUUCUGCAAUCUUAAAGCUAUUUUCUCGAAAGCGAGUUGUGGCCCCCCUUAAAGAGAAAAGACCUCAAGUACUCCCUGGCACCUCCAAAGAAACAGCACCCGUUACAACAGAAGUGGUACCUGAAAAUGCGAACACUGCACCAUCAGCAAGGGGACAGGGAGAGCCACCAGUAGGGAUGGUGAAGGUGGAGACUAAAAAGCGUAGACACAUUUUUUCUUUUUUAAGGGGAAUUUGUCAUAAGACAACUGUAGUCCCCCAGGACACGCAGAGACCUUCAGUGUCUAAGGCUACAUCUACAAAAACAACUGAAAUAAAAACAAAAGACAUACCGGAGAAUGCUGACAACAAACUUGCACAAGAUGCCCAAAAACACACAUCAGAGAGCAUUGAGUCGGUGGAAGAAAGAAAACGGAGACGCAUUUCUGCAAUACUCAAAAGAAUGGAAUGCAAGCAAGCCAUAUGCCCUUCUGAGGUGAGGCAACUACAAGGCUGUACAAUUCUUUCACCUAAAACAAGAGGAAAGAGUGAUAAAGUUUCUUCAUUCUUUAGAAAAUUUUAUAGGAAGGACUCAAGUCCCUUCCAGGCUCCGGAGGAACCUCCAGCCCUUGAAGGGACAUCCAAAGAAAUGCAACCAACUACUAAAAGAGGGAGUCACAAUGCACCUGAAAUUAAGGAGAUAUUUUAUAGAGAAGAAGAGUUGGAAUAUCUUGAUGAGGGUUCCUUGGAAGAAUCUCAAAGCUGCAGUCACAAUGCACCUGAAAUUAAGGAGAUAUUUUAUAGAGAAGAAGAGUUGGAAUAUCUUGAUGAGGGUUCCUUGGAAGAAUCUCAAAGCUAUGGUAUCAAUGUUCCAGAAUCCCGAGAAACCAUUACUUCCACCAUGAGACAGCGUUAUUUUCUUCCAGAUAUUGAUAACAUAGAAGAUACAGAUACUGAAAAUGCACAAAAAGCUGUGGAUAGUCAAUCUGAUUCAACUGAGAUAGAAUACUGGGACCUGAGAAAUAAAUCGUCUACUGUUUCUCCUGUGGUCAACAUACUUCUGGUUCCAGAAGAAAAAACAGAAGAUGAAUAAAUAAAUUAGAAGAAAAGAAAAAAGAGGAGGCACUACUUUUUAUUAAAAGCUUCCAUAUUGCUCCAGUAAGUACAGCACACCCAGAGGCUUCAGGAACUUAAAAAGGAUUGAAGGGAUUGAGGGGGAGUUCACAGAGAAACAGAAACGAAGACAGACAUUCUGAGCCUCCAGUUUACCAGGAUAAAGAAUUGCUGUAUCAAAACCUUGUAGAGUUGUCAGGAGAUAUUGAGAAGAGAAGGAUGGAUGCAGAGGGGCUGAUUGUGAGGGGGUUGGGGUUUGGAAGGACAAUGUUAACAAGGUAGAACAGUACUCUGAGGUACAAAUCCCAAGGUGGGAAGGAAUCUGGCAUCCAAGGAAACCAACAGAACAUGGAAAGUCCCAAUGGAGAGUUUCUUACUUAGGGUUACCAUUGCUGUGAAGAAACACCAUACAGAACUUGGGAAGGAUAGGGUUUAUUUGGCUUACAUAUCCUUAAUCAAAGACCGUUGAGAGAAGCCCAUUAAGGAAGUCAAACAGUGAUGGAACCUGGGGGCAACAUUGAUGCAGAGGCCAUAGAGGACUCCUGCUUACUGCUCCUUAAUGGCUUACACAGCCCACUUUCUUACAGAAUAUAGGAUGAUGACUUUAUGGAUGGCCCCACACACAAUAGGCUGAGCCCUCUCACAUCAAUCACUAAUUAAGAACAUGAUCUGUAAGCUUGCCUCCAGCCUGGUCUUGUAGAAGCAAUUUCUCCACUGAGGCACCCUCCUCUCAGAUGACUUUAGCUUGUGUCAUGUUGAUGUCAAAAUAGCGAAGACUAAGGACAUGAGAAUGGAAGGCAAAUACAUAAGUCAUGAAGUACCAUAAGGUUGGUGGUACUACUCAUGUCUAAGAAUAUAUAAAUAGCAUCAAGAGUCAGAGUCGGGAAGUAAGGCUGAAAGGUGAGAGUGGAGAAACCUCGCCAGGCCAGACUCAAUAACACCCAGUAAAGGGGUGAAGAGACUUGAUGGAAGGAGAAAGGUUCAGGAGCUCUUUCCACUUCAAGGUAGCAAAGUCUCAAAGAUCUGUGGUGCCAUCAAGCUAGAAACCACAACUCUACCUUGCCAGGGUUUUCUCUAGGUAUGAGUUACUGGAGGCAUGGAGAGUUGGAAAAGACAGGAAGGAGACCUUGAACAUAAGAAAGUGGAUAUUCUCAACUAUGACAGCUGGGCGGCCUAGGAAAGGGCUGUCCAGCCACUGCAUAGUUUCAUGUCUUUUGAUAUAACCCUUUAUUUCUCUGUUCAUAAGCUCCAGACCUAGUUAUGAAUGAGGGGGACCUUUGGUAGCUGGAAUCAGAGAGGUGCUAGCAAUGGCCAGAACAACCUUAGUACAAAGCUUCUUCCAGGUCUCUGAAUUCAGAGACAAUGGCUUUGUUACCUGUGAAGCCUCUGGUAAGAUCUAGAUCCCUGCUUUACUCUUGAAUCUCCAUUUUCAGCCUCCUUAGACCCCUAAUCCCACUGAUACUGUGCUUCCGAGGUUAUUCUGUCAUUUCAAACUUAAUUACAGAAAUGCCGAGGUGUGUUGGCUCAUUUUGUCAACUUGUAACACAAUCUAGAGUUAUCUGAAAGGUGGAAAUCUCAAUUGAGAAAAUGAUUCCAUAAGAUCCACUCAUAGAGCAUUUUCUUUCCUUUAUUUUUUUCCACUAAUUUAUUUAUUCACUUUACAGUGAAUAAAUAAUCUCAGCCUCAGCUCCUCCUAGUCCUCCCUCACCGGCUCACAUGGCCCCUUAUACCACUCCCCAAUCCCCUUGUCCUCUCAGAAGGGGGAGUUCCCUCAACAGAAAUCAACCCAUCCUGGCACCUCAAGUCACUGCAGGACUAGAUAUAUAUUCUUCCACUGAGGUUAGACAGGCCAGCCCAGCUAGGAGAGCAGGAUCCACAGGUAGACGGCAGAGUCAUGGUAAGCCACCAUUCCAGUUGUUGGUGCAUCUGUAGACCAAAAUGUACAUCUGUGCAGGGAGGCUAGACCCAGUACUUGUAUGCUCUUUGGUUGGUGGUCACUCUCUGGAAGCCGCCAAGGGUACAGGUAAAUUGACUUUGCUGGUCUUUAUUUAGAGUCCAUAACCCCUCCAGGUACCUCAAUCCUUCCCAUAAAUCUUCCACAAGAUCCUGAGCUGGUCUUGAAUCUCCAUUAUCAGCCUCCUUAGGCUGUGAGUCUUUGGGUGGAGCUUCUCAGAGGACAGUUAUGUUAGGCUCCUGCCUAUCCAAGUAUAGCAGAGUAUCAUUAAGAGUGUUAGGGAUUAGCUCUUACCCAUGGGAUGGUUCUCAAGUUGGGCUAGUCAUUGGUUGUCCAUUCCCUCAGUCUCUGUGAAAUCUUUAUCCCUGAACUUUUUGUAGACAGGACAAAUUUUAGGUGAAAUGAUUUUUGGGUAGGUUGGUGUUCUUAUCCCUCCACUAGGAGUCCUGCCUAGCUAUGAAAUGGCCACUUCAGGCUCUAUAUGCCCCAAUUCUAGGAGUCUCAGUUAGAGUCACCCUCAUAUACUUCCUGGAGUCUCCUCCACCCCAGGUCUCUGGCACCUCCUAGAGAUCCCUGCCCCACAUCCCAUCUGUUUUCUGUUAACUCUCUCAGCCCUCUUUCCCACCCUGCUUCCUCCAUCCAUCCACCUCCAAUCACAAUUUUGUUUCCCCUUCUGAGUGAGAUUGAAGCAUCCUCUCUCAGGCCCACCUUGUUACUUGGCUUCUUAGGGUCUGUGGAUUAUAAUAUGGGUAGCCUGUACUUUAUGGCUAGUAUUCCA
Mus musculus (house mouse) is the source of this 4497-nucleotide messenger RNA. Its product is annotated as predicted gene 2396. NCBI's taxonomy places the organism in Eukaryota, Metazoa, Chordata, Mammalia, Rodentia, Muridae. The record is from RefSeq and is a predicted model, not a curated record. Bases 147 to 1745 code for a protein of 532 amino acids. The transcript is spliced from 26 exons.